AUGUCUCUGCUCGACCGCGUCUCAAGCACUGAUGAGCUAGAGGACCCGAAAAUCCCGGAUUCUGGUCUUACUGUGCGGACCUACAAGUCUUGUGCGGGAUGCCGGGCACGCAAAGUCCGUUGCAUCGUCGAGGAUAGAGCAGUCGGAGCGAGCUGUGUUCAAUGUCUGAAGUAUGACCUCAUCAAUGCUAGAGAUGGCCAUGAAUGCGUAUUUGAAGCCAAGAAGCGAUCCUACGAUACGAGCACUCGAACGAGGAAGGCUCGGGAGAAGCGAGCUCGGCUAGAAGCACCAACACCAGACACGACGACCGAGAAUCCGGCACACGAGCAUUUUGAUGUUCGAAGUUCGGCUGAUGCACUCCUUUUCUUGUCCGACGCGGCCGCAAGACACGGCAGCGAGGUUGAACCAUCAAGUGGCCAUGUCGAACCCGUCCAACACCCAGUCCUCUCAGCCGCUUCAGACAAUAGACGUGAGAGCGGGAUUUCAGGGUUGGCAGACGUUGAGGAAGAGCAGGUCAGGCUUGAAUCACCAGUCUCGCCAUGCGAGAAUGUCGACACACAGGAGAUAAUAGCGACCUUCCGCUGCCGCCUCUUCUGGGAGAACGUUGUUACGCCCAGCGAAGCCUUGGCUUAUGUCUGCUUCUUCUUCAGAGAUCUCUAUCCUUUCUUUCCCUUCGUACCAGAUGCCUACUAUACAUGCCUUAGUGCGCCUAACCCUGAUUUACAAAUAUUGCGCUGUCUGUUCGAGGAGGAGGACAUCCUGUUGGGAUGCCUUAUCACAGUUUCUAGCCGCUACUACCACCUCCCAAGGCAUACCAUCGGCGGGUACGAGAGAAGCUGUGAGACCCAUAAUAGUUGUUGGCUAUGGACAAAACGCCAGUUGGCCAGAGUGGUGUUCGAAGGCGCCAGGUCAAAGUCGCCUCUAUCGGUUGUUGAGACUCUGUUGAUGCUUGCUGAGUGGCUCCCCAAGCCCAUACACGCCUUUGUUGAAAACAACACCCCUGGCAGUGGAGUAUCGUCCACCCAACGAGCUGGCGAGCUGCUCCUCCAACCUGCUUUUCGAACGGACCGGGUUUCUUGGUCAUACGUCGGGAAUGCCUUUCUCCUGCUGCGAUCUCUACCCCCCAGUCGUAGGAUCUGCCCAAUCCUCCAGACCUCGAGCCGAUACCUGACCACUCUAUUCGGAUGCCUCAUCAUGUCUCAGUCGCUUGCUCGCCGUUUAGGUCGACCCGCUUUGAUGAAUUUUGAGGAUGUAGAUCUCACUCAGAUCAGCCAGGCUUUCCACGACCGCAACAUCAGGCUUCAUGGGUCGCAAGACAAUAACGAGGCCAUACCCAACCUGAGUUUUGGUAUCUCGGAUCAUUUCCAUGGCGCCUUUGUUGAACUGAUGAAGCUUUUGGCCCAUAGCCAGGAUGUCCUGCACCCACCUACGGAGGAUGGCAUUGUUGAACCCAAAACCGGUACGCCCCAGACGAACCAACGCUUAUUAGCGCUUUUGCAACACUUCGACAUGAUGAACCAAAACUGGAAGACGCAGUAUGAAGGUCUAUGGGAGAUCAACGCUCCUGGCAUGUCCAAGUUUUCGAGGACCAUGUUGAGGAUCGAUUUUGAGUACCUUCGGCUCUACGAGUUUUCUAUCAGUCUAGGCACGUAUCUCAAACUGGCAAAAAUAGGAAAGGACAUGGCAUCGCUUUCUGGCCGAAGCUCCGUUGAGCAACAAGAAAACGACUGGGAAUUCCCGCCAACUUCACUUGCCGACUACAUAGAGCAAGCUAUCGAUGCGGCAGAGAUUCUCCUUCGUUUAAUGCUGCAUUUCCACUCGCCUACAGGCAAGAACACGUUAAGAUAUGCUAGUUCGAGGCACUAUAUGAAAAUUGACGCUCAGAAUAACACAGGCCAGGCCUUACGAUCUGGUAUUCCCAGUAUAUCCUAUCAAACCGUUUUGAUUGCCACACUCAAGGAUACUGUAACAAUUCUCGAGAGGUGCAGCAUAGAUGCCGCGCACCCAGCUCUCCGAUACUCUAUUCUACUUAGGGGUCUCAUGAAAGAUCUGGUGCCAUCACAACCACCUGAAGCAUCUUCUUUGAUACCUCUUACGAUUGGGCCGAGGCAGUCCCAGAGCACAACACGAGAUGAACAGAAUUUGAGCUGUCCCUACCUGUUUAGCAAUGAAGUGAAUCCUGCCUCAACCCAAACCCGCCUUCAGGCAGAUUUCGCCGAUAGCGUGCCUCUAUCGAGUGCAGGAGUUUCCCAAUGGCCAUCUUCGACGGGGUACGCGGAAGGCAUCCAGUGGAGUGGAUUCGACACUUUGCCAACGCAGUGA
Messenger RNA from Fusarium vanettenii 77-13-4, 2322 nucleotides. RefSeq lists its product as uncharacterized. Bases 1 to 2322 code for a protein of 773 amino acids. Gene Ontology annotation, molecular function: DNA-binding transcription factor activity, RNA polymerase II-specific; zinc ion binding. Gene Ontology annotation, biological process: regulation of DNA-templated transcription. The transcript is spliced from 8 exons. The record is from RefSeq and is a predicted model, not a curated record. Gene Ontology annotation, cellular component: nucleus. Lineage: Eukaryota; Fungi; Ascomycota; Sordariomycetes; Hypocreales; Nectriaceae.